AAAUACUUACGCGCCAAACAAAACAACGACAGCCUCAAGGGGGAUUUCGGCAAUUCGAAAAAUUCCAAUCUCACAUUUCAAUUCAGGCCCUUGAUUUUGCUAAAAUUCCAAUCUCACAUUUCAAUUCUGGCCUUUGAUUUUGCUAAAAUUGCGUGGCUCAAAUCUCCUGUUUGAACGUUGUCAAAAUAGUAAAAAUGAAAGAGAGCCUUUUUUUUAUAUAUUUAAUCUGAACCGCUUAUCUUCUUCUGGUUCUGCUUUCAAUGCCUCCAUCUCCACCACGCUGUAUGGCCUGUGGCACAAGCCCUUCCUUCGCCCCUCACGUGAUCGGUUCUUCCUCCUCCUCAUUCCUGGAGCUUUGCCGGACCUCCAGACCCGGACCCCCGUUUCCAGUUCGGAUAUCCGCUAACGGUCAUAAUUUCCCCACCACUCGUGAUGACCUUGUUCAAGGCCCUUCUUGUAUCUUCGUCGGCCCCAUCGAGACUGCCAGCAAAGAAACUUUGGAAGCCCUUUAUCGUCAAGCUAGGGAUUCUUAUUACAGUGGGAAGCCUUUGAUAGUGGACGACAUGUUUGAUAGAGUAGAGAUGAAGCUUCGGUGGUAUGGUUCGAAAAGCGUUGUGAAAUACCCUCGGUGUAGUCUUAGACGACAAUCAACGUAUGCAGAUGCUGAGGUAGAUUUAUCACAGGUUUUCACAUUAGCGAGCAUAUGGGUGCUCUUUCUUGCUAUUGGCAGUUCAGCUUGCGUUGUGCCCAUAAUCUACACUAUUGGACUUGCUUAUCAAGAUGCAUAUAAUUCAGGAAAGUCUUACAUCAACCAAGUGCCUGCAUUAGAGUUUCUUGCCACGGUGAAUGGUGUUUUAUUUAUGGUAUUCGGUUCUCUCAUUGGCUACCCAAUUGCCUCGGCUUCUGUAAAAGUUCUUCAAGGCUUGUGGAGAAAUGACUUAGUAGCAUUAAAGGGGGCAUGCCCAAAUUGUGGGGAGGAGGUUUUUGCAUUCGUGAAAUCAGAUCAAUCUAAUGACUCCCCACAUAGAGCAGAUUGUCAUGUAUGCGAGAGCCUAUUAGAGUUUCGCACCAAGGCUGAGAAAUCCGAUUCAAGAUUGGGUAGGAGAUGGGUAUAUGGUCGCAUUUAUCUAGUUUCUCGAAGAAAUCGGCGAAGAUGGCUGUAAUAUUUGAGCUUUAUGUACAGUGGCUUCCCAUUUUUUUCCUUUUUCUUUUUUCAGUCAAAAUCCUUUUUGUGAUUUCCUUAAGACUGUUUAGCUGUUUUAUAUUUUCAUUUUACCCUUUAAAUAAUAAAAGCAAUCUGUAUGUAAUUUUGGCAACCAACGCCAGCAUUAAUCAUCAUAAGGUGAUCAAAUAUGAAAAGUAGAGAAAGAAAGAUUUGAAUUUAGAACAAAA
Humulus lupulus (European hop) is the source of this 1392-nucleotide messenger RNA. Its product is annotated as PGR5-like protein 1B, chloroplastic. Gene Ontology annotation, cellular component: chloroplast thylakoid membrane. Gene Ontology annotation, molecular function: oxidoreductase activity, acting on iron-sulfur proteins as donors. The transcript has 7 exons. The record is from RefSeq and is a predicted model, not a curated record. Bases 261 to 1163 code for a protein of 300 amino acids. NCBI's taxonomy places the organism in Eukaryota, Viridiplantae, Streptophyta, Magnoliopsida, Rosales, Cannabaceae. Gene Ontology annotation, biological process: photosynthetic electron transport in photosystem I.